Messenger RNA from Betta splendens (Siamese fighting fish), 3587 nucleotides. RefSeq names its product junctional adhesion molecule 3b (gene jam3b). The transcript has 9 exons. The annotation marks the transcript as partial. The record is from RefSeq and is a predicted model, not a curated record. Gene Ontology annotation, biological process: cell adhesion; angiogenesis. Gene Ontology annotation, molecular function: protein homodimerization activity; protein heterodimerization activity. NCBI's taxonomy places the organism in Eukaryota, Metazoa, Chordata, Actinopteri, Anabantiformes, Osphronemidae.
CCCGCCCGCCCCGCCCCCCUCUCUCUCUCGCGCUCCUCUCGCGCGUUCUCUCCCUCUCCAUCCACCGUUAAGCUCUUUAGGCUACUUUGCGCAUGUACGGCCAGUCAAAUCGAGCAUUGCAUCGACUCCAAGAUGGCGAAAGCAUGUCUGGCUUGGCUCCUGACUCUCCUCUCAACUCACUGUUACUUCAGCGUGUUGGCAGUGGUGCUGAGAACAACGGAAAACUCGCCGUGGACGGAUGAGUUCAACAAGGUUGAGUUGUCGUGUUUGAUCGACUCCAUUUCGACAACUACCCCUAGAAUUGAAUGGAAAAAGAUAACGAAUGACGGACCAAGUUACGUGUACUUUGACAAGAAGAUCUCAGGAGACCUGGAGAACAGAGCUGAGAUCCGAGCACCAGCCACGUUAGUCAUAACUAACGCCACGCGGUCGGACACAGCCAAAUACCGCUGCGAGGUCACAGCCGCCGAUGACCAGAAAUCGUUUGAUGAGAUUGUGAUUGACCUGACUGUAAGAGUUAAGCCAGUGGUGCCAAAAUGCAGCGUCCCGAAAUCUGUGCCUUUUGGGAAGUCAGCUGAGUUGAGCUGUGUGGAGGAGGAGGGAUUCCCCAAGUCCCAGUACCAGUGGUUCAAGAACCGGGAGGAGAUUCCCGACGACCCCAAGUCCAACGUCAAGUUCCUCAACUCCUCGUACACGCUGAGCGCAGAAACAGGAACCCUGAAGUUCAUUUCGGUCAGAAAAGAAGAUGCAGGCGAAUAUUACUGCCGAGCCAAGAAUGAUGCAGGUUACGCUGAGUGUCCAGCACAGACGAUGGAAGUCUAUGAUAUUGACGUUGUGGGGAUUAUCUUGGGAGUGCUGGUGGUGGUCAUGGUCCUCUUGUGCAUCACUGUGGGCAUCUGCUGUGCAUACAAGCAAGGCUACUUCUCUAGACAGAAACAGACAGGGAACAAUUACAAGGUUCCAAGUAAAGGAGAUGGAGUGGAUUACGUCAGGACAGAGGACGAGGGCGAUUUCCGACACAAGUCGUCAUUUGUGAUCUGAGGAGCUGGUGUCAGCGAAGAGCUGAAUGAGAGACGUGACACGAGGCCCGUGCUCCAUCAACACCGUCUGACCACCUUUCAGGCCCGGGGCUCACACCGGGACACAAACCUACCACUACAACUACUCAAAUUUGCCAAAGGUGACAGGAUUUUACAGGACAACUUUUACACAUUUUAGGGAGUGAGACAUCUUUGGCGACUUUCAGCUGAGCAGGGUUACUUUAAAGUUACUGCAUGUUUAAGAGUAAUCAAAGCAACAUUUGUUUUGCUGGGUAGAAAAGGAGUCACCUCUGCUACCAACCAGUCAACCAUGAUGCAUUUCUACUGUAAACUUUUAGCUUCAAACCUUUUGUUAUUUGUAUAACAUUUCUUUUCUACUGUUGGAAUUUGUCUGACUAUUUUUGAUGGAAUAUAUUUUAAAAUGCCUAUAGAUAAAGGUUUACUUUUUUAAAUAUUUGUAAGAUACUAAUGUGCUUUUUUGUUUAGUUCUGUUUGUUUGGUUGUGUUGACAUUUACACCUUCAGUCAGAGAAAAAGACAAAAUGAUGAAAAGAACCUGUUAGCAUAUCAAGAUGUGCUUCUUGAUCGGCGGUCUUACAUAUUCAAUUUCUCAGCUUUCUGUUGUGAGAGACUUCCAUGUUACUGUUUGUAGAUAGUCUUAGUAAGAGGCUUUGUACGAGUGCCAGUCGAAUGCUGUGAAACACUGUACACCAUCAGCGUUUUCUUCAUUUUAAGUGUCCUUUUAUGCUUGCUGUUAAUCUUGUAUAUAUUGAAGUUACCUUUCAGGUCACAGUUUUGCUUUGAUACAUAUGUUCAGUAUUACACUAUAAUCACGAUGAUGAUGAUGAUGAUGAUGAUGAUGAUGAUGAUGAUGAUGAUGAUGAUGAUGAUGAUACAGGGUUUGCAGGUUGACCUUCCAGAAUGGGACUGGAGUUCACUCAACUAUUAAAAGGUACCAAGAGCAUCGGAGGAAGUGUUACAGCUCUACACAGCUGUACUCACAUUACUCAGUACACUGUGUGUGAUAGAAUCCUGUUUUUGCUGAUGUGUACACAAUAGAAAUAGAUAAAUAACUUUUCUAAACUUUAGCUGUGACUAAAUGUUUAAAAUACUCACUUCAUAUUUGACUGAAGCUCACAUUGUGCUCAUUCCUCUCAGCAAAGCUGAGGGUCUACAGGACUGAUCCCAUGGUUCAGUGUUACAGUAAUACGCCGCUAAGCUCCUGGGGGUGAACUGAUUGUACAGUAUAUACAUAUAGAUUUGUUCUGUUUUUAUCGAUUCUUUUUUUCUCAAGAAUAUGUAAAGACAAAAGAGAAGUUCCUAUUUGAGGCGAUAUGAAACUCUUUCCAUUUGUAAGGCUGAGCAGAGUUAACAUUUUAUCAUUUCACAACGCGGAAUAAACCGAUUCAUAGUGAAUUCAGCCGAAGCUCCAUGUGAUCUGACCGAGCUCCUACUUGGUAAAAUGCGUCCGCAUUGUUAAAAUGUUAACUGAACGUCAGUCGUGGUAGAGACGAUCUGCCCAACACGUUAGGAAGCUGAAAACACUGCUCCAGUUAACAUCUUGUAUUCAGGAAGGAGGAGAACACUCCUACAACAUUUGUUGACACUGAGCUAGUCGCUGAGCUCACUGGUGCAGAAACGCUCUCUCUUCAUACACAGAUUUCAUUCCUCUUAAGUGCCUUCUGCCUUUGCAGUAAGUCUCUUUGAGCUCCUUUCUGUUGGAAACUUCAUGUUUUGCAUUUGUGUAACCACAAGCAUUUGAGAGGAAUGAUGUCACUGCAAAUUCCCAUCUCACUCCUUUACAUAUCCACGAAUUUGUAAAUAGUUUUGUUAGUUUUUUUCAUAUAGAUGUAGACAAAAAGUAGAUUCAGAAAUAUGUUAGUGCCUAAAUAUAGUGAGACUUAUUUUUGGUAAAGACAUGUAGCACUAUCAGGCAAAUGAAGAAGACACCCAAAGCAGGAUUUGUGCGUCCUCCAGUUUAGAAAAUUCAUAAUAUACUGAUUUAGUGUUUAUCCAAACGACUUACAUAGAGGUUUUUUAUUUGGGCUGUGAGCUGUCUAUCAGCCAGAAACUGAGUGUAUUUAAGUGCGUUGUAUUUUCUCACACUCACACUAACAUGUUUCUUUUCCUUUUACCCCAAAAGCGCAGGGAAUUUUAUUUUGAAACCGAUCUUUAUGUUUUUGAACGUAAUAGACAAACUUCAGAUUUACCUGAAGUCAUGCAGUUAUGAUGGAGCACUAAUUGCUCAGGCAUAAUGACUGUUUAAUAAAGCAGGGUUCAUGCAGAGUGUCAACAUGAAACAGCAAACAGGAAGACGUGACAGCCUAAACAAGUGUGCUUUGAAAUGCGGGUGGAUGUUUGAUGUUGGGGAUAAGCAGCUCACCACUGUCUUCAGCUCAAAGGUGAUUAAGAACUGAGUCAUCAUGGAAGAAAACAUGUUUUUUCUGAUACCACAUAAAGAAGAAUGUUGAUUAAAUGCCUGCUGGGGUUGUUUUAUUCAUUUUACAUCCAUUCUAUUUGUGAUUAAUAAACUCACUUCUAAUAGUAA